Oxyura jamaicensis (ruddy duck) is the source of this 3028-nucleotide messenger RNA. It is a transcript of the gene MMD, whose product is annotated as monocyte to macrophage differentiation associated. Lineage: Eukaryota; Metazoa; Chordata; Aves; Anseriformes; Anatidae. The record is from RefSeq and is a predicted model, not a curated record. Bases 214 to 933 code for a protein of 239 amino acids. Gene Ontology annotation, molecular function: pore-forming activity. The transcript has 7 exons. Gene Ontology annotation, cellular component: membrane.
CGGGCUGAGGGGAGCCGAGGGGCCGGUUAAAGCGGCCGCCCGCAGCCGCCGCUCGCCCGCCCGGCUCCCGCGCCUCGCCGACGGACGGCGCCGCGGCGGCUCGCACGCCAAUGAGGGCCCGGACUCCGGCCCUCGCCGCCUCAGGAGCCGCCCGGAGCCUCCCGUCCCGACCCCCCGCUCGCCGCCGCCUGGCCGGGCGGGCGGCCAGGACCCAUGCGGCGGCUCCAGGAGAGGUUUAGGAGGUUCAUGAACCACCCAGCUCCAGCAAACAGCCGCUACAAACCCACUUGCUAUGAACAUGCUGCUAAUUGUUACACACAUGCAUUCCUUAUUGUUCCUGCAAUUGUGGGUAGUGCCCUUCUCCACCGGCUUUCUGAUGAUCGAUGGGAAAAGAUAACAGCAUGGAUGUAUGGCAUGGGGCUCUGUGCGCUCUUCAUUGUCUCCACAGUAUUUCAUAUAGUUUCUUGGAAAAAGAGUCACUUAAGGACAAUGGAGCAUUGCUUUCACAUGUGUGACAGAAUGAUGAUCUACGUCUUCAUUGCAGCAUCAUAUGCACCAUGGCUAAAUCUACGUGAGCUUGGACCUCUAGCAUCUCACAUGCGUUGGUUUAUCUGGCUGAUGGCUGCUGGAGGGACCAUUUAUGUAUUUCUCUACCAUGAAAAGUAUAAGAUCGUUGAACUCUUUUUCUACUUAGCGAUGGGAUUUUCUCCUGCUCUGGUAGUGACCUCCAUGAGCAACACCGAUGGACUUCAGGAGGUUGCCUGGGGAGGCUUGAUAUAUUGUCUUGGUGUGGUGUUCUUCAAGAGUGAUGGAGUCAUUCCUUUUGCCCAUGCCAUCUGGCACGUAUUUGUGGCCACAGCAGCUGCUGUUCAUUACUAUGCCAUUUGGAAGUACCUUUACAGAAGUCCUGCAGACAUCAUUCGUCACUUAUGAUAUAUGCAUAUAUAUCAGAGUGGGGGGAGUAAUCUGCACUUGGCCUCUGUAACAGUAUUAUUUGACUUAAGGAAUUCGGGGAAAUCAGAAAAUUGCACAGAAAAGCUGCACUGAUGUUGGUAGUUCUCUGAACACAAUUACUGUGAACUGAUGUUGUGUGUGUCCUGGAAUUGUCCUUCGUAUGGCAAGUGCUGUAAAUAACUAAGAUACUGUACUGCAGUACUAAGAGUCCAUUCCAUGUUAGUAGAACUGGCUACCUGAUGUUUACAAAUAAAUUUUGUAUUCUAGUUUAACUUUACAAUUUUUAACUACAUGAAUUUUUCUAAAUUAGUGAUUCAAGUGAAGUCAGUGCAAUAGCGAAAAUGUAACUUCUGAUUUGAACUUGGUUUCUGUCACCUUUCCACUAGUCAUUUAUUAAACAUGAAUCACAGAUGGAAUGAUUUUUAUACCACCCAUUAUCUUGAUACAAUGUGACUUUUAUAGAAACUUUUUGUGUUUUUUGUAAACUUUAAAAGUACAUUUACUGAACUGAAAACACACAACUGUCAUCUAUGCAGUUAUUCAUGUUGCAAAAUCUCUUGCAAGAAAUGGUUACAUUCCACAUACUGUACUGACAAGCAAACGUACCUCUUUCAAGGGUUGUAUUAUAGGUGUAAUUAUAAUAACCACUUUUUACAAACUAAAAUAUAAAUGCUCAUCUGCUGAGUUGGAACGUGGUAAUAUUCUGCUCAUCUAUAGUACCACUUAAACAGCACCUUAAUUUGGCUCUAUCUGUGAUGGAAAUGAAGUGCUUUAAAGAAGUAAUUAACACAAGUUUCUUCUCAAGAUUCCCAGUUCAACUCUGUGCUGCCCAGUCAAGCAGCAGUUUGGAUGAAAGCUGACAUCAGACCUUGGCAGUAUUAAGGAAGGUGCCCAGCUAAUAUCGCUCUAUCCAAAACGGUUAGUAACUUUUCUAAAACAUGUAUACGUAUAUUGGUGCUGUAAUAUUAAGGCUUGGAUUUUUUCAAGGGGAUUUGAAUUGGCCAGCAGAACCACUUCCCACCAACUUUGAUUGGGGUCAUUGAUUGACAUUUUGUUGGGAAAUCCUCAUCAGAACAGCAGAUAGAGAGCAACUGCUGACCGCUUUGAAUUCAUGGCUAUUGGUUCUUCACAAGCACAGCCUUUUAGGGAGGAAAGAGUAAAGAACUUCAUUCAGUGGCACUUGUCAUUCUAGGACUUAACACAGAGUAAAACUGGUCUUCAAUUGUAUUGCUGUCUUUCCAUAGAGGAAAACAAAAUGUGGUAGUAAGUCACAAUUGUAGAACAUGUGCAUUUAAUGACCAGUUGUAGAAGAGUCAUUGUAAUACUGUUUAUCCAAUAAUUGUAAUCUGUCCCACUAUAUAAUGAAUGUCUUAUAUUAAGAUUGACUUUAUCCUUUUUCUAAUUUACUGUUUUUCAUGUCAGUAUUCAAAAACAAGCAAAACUUGUUGCCUUUUUCAGAUUUUGUUCUGAAUAUUGCCUAUCUUCAAAUGAUAAGUAGCAAGAUAGGGAUGUUUUUCAAGGUACCGUUUAAUAUUGCACCUAGGUUUGUCAGUGGGUUGCAUAUUUUAGAUUAUAUACAUUUGUAAAUGGAACUUAAUAAGAGGGACAAACUUUAGAUUUAAGGCAUUGAAGAAGAGUUGCUGUACAGUGUUAGCAGAUGAUUGGAGAAACAGCACCACUACAGCAGAGUAAUUAACUGCCCCAAAAGAGUAAAAAUGGGACAACUGGGCAGGUAAUUCCAAGUACAAGUCUCACAUCUGGAUGCCUCAGUUUUUUAACAUUGUGUGUAUUUUAGUAUUUUCCACUUUUUGUGAUUUCAUAUAUUUUGUUUAAAUGCAGUACUGUUAAAACCACUAAAACCCAUGUAAAGGUUUUCUGUAGUCAAAAGUGAAACUAUUGCUCAGAUAUGUUUGUUUUAAUUUUAAGUUAAUUUUUCAUGGCAUUGCUUUUUGAAGUGUUUGAAAUGGUUUUUAAAAAACUUCAAUUCGCCAAAAAUAUUUUGAAUUACUGUAUUCUAGUCAAUAUGAUACUGAAUGUACUAGACUAACAAUAAACAUUUUGUGCAAUUUGGAAA